GCAUAACUCUAGCAAAUCAUCACGUGGACACCCAAUCAAACCCCUGUCCCACCUCUCGACGUCACCUCAACCUUUUGACAAUAAACCUCCUGGCCUCCUUGAGUCCCGACCUCCCACCACUCCCGACCCACCCCUCAUUCCCCAGGCCAUCAGAUGUAACCCCUCCCUACAAUGGCCCUCCGCCCCUUCCCCCUCCCCAUCCGCAUCGGUACUGACAUCUGCCACAUCCCCCGCAUUGCCUACCUCCUCACUCCUCACUCCUCCCCUUCCUCCCUCCGCUCCCACCGCCUCACCCGCUUCGUCACCCGCCUCCUCCACCCCAUCGAAGCCGCGCAUUUCUGGAACCGAUACCGCCGCGCUGUCGAGGAGGUGCCGGACCCGGGAGACAGGGACGCUGGCGCGAGGGCGUGGACGUCGCGGUUUUUAGCCGGGAGAUGGGCCGCGAAAGAAGCCGCGAUCAAAGCUCUCGGCUACCGGCCGCCGCACGCGUUUCAUCAGAUCGUACUGUAUUCGGCGCCGACGGCAGCCGAUGGGACGUCGGUGGCGCCGCGGCUGAUCGUGCUGGAUGAGGUGAAUUUCACGCGAAAGGGGAACGCGGGGUGGGAGGAUCGGAAGGAUGCGCUGGGGGGGAUGGAGGGCCAGGAAGGGUUGGUGUCGAUUAGUCAUGAUGGGGAGUAUGCGACGGCGGUGGUGGUGAUGCCGGUGGUGGUGGAGGGGGCGGGAUGAGAUGGAGAGCGGAAGGACGGGGUAUGGAAACUGUCUAUCGGUUGGUUUAGAGCCUCUGACGAUGGAUCGACGUGGUGGGAGGAGAGAAAGUGCUGUAGGCUGGGGAAUAUUAUCGCUGGGUUCGAAA
Molecule: messenger RNA, 853 nt
Organism: Eremomyces bilateralis CBS 781.70
Lineage: Eukaryota; Fungi; Ascomycota; Dothideomycetes; Eremomycetales; Eremomycetaceae
Exons: 2
Coding region: 172-726 (184 amino acids)
Molecular function (GO): magnesium ion binding; holo-[acyl-carrier-protein] synthase activity
Source: RefSeq, a predicted model, not a curated record